UACUACUAUCAUCAUGAUCUUGAUUAUAUUUAUUACAGUAUUAUUUCCUGUUUUCUCUAAUUCAAUAAAUAAUACAAUAAAUCAUGAUGUUUCUAUGGAAUUACAUUCUAUUAUACGACCUGAUAUUGAAAUCUCUGUAAUUAUUAUGGCAUGUUUAGUAUGUUGUAUUGUAACAAUUGGUAUAAUAGGUAAUGUAUUAGUUAUAUGCGUAUUAACAUGUAAUCAAACACGUAUGGUUUAUGAAACAUUUUGUGUUGGUUUAGCUGUAACAGAUUUAAUUUAUUUAACAAUGACAAGUCCUAUAACUGUAAUGCAAUAUUUUUUAAAAAGUUGGAUAUUUGGUAUAUUUUGGUGCAAAGUAUUCAAUUUUAUUGUACAAGUGACGGUGUUUUCGUCAGCUUUCAUGUUACUUGGCUUAACAACAAGUCGAUUUUUAGCUGUUGUAUUACCGUGGCAAAAUUUAAAAAUGACAGAGGUUCAAGCUAAAUUAGUGUGUUUAGGAGCAUGGCUAGUUGGAAUCAUAUUUGCCUUACCAAUAAUCAUAUUUCAAGUAUUAAUACCAGCACCAAGGGAUGACAUAUUGCCGGAUAAUAUCACAUUACUUAGCACUACUUCUACAGAUAUAUCAAAUAAUACUUAUUAUCUAACAGAGAUACCACAAAUAUAUACUUCAACAAGUAAACAAACUCAUGAUUUAAUUACAACAUAUCUUAAUAUCAACAAUAAUAAUAAUUACAAUCAAGAAGUAUUUUGUCGAGAACAAUUUCCAACUCAAUCAAGUCGUAUGGGUUAUCAACUUUUUGUUCUACUCUCAACUUAUGUACUUCCAUUUGCAUGUAUUCUAAUUUUAAAUUCUUGUAUUGUGCUAAAAUUAAAACAAAAAAAUGUGGCAGAACGAGAAACAGGUCAAUUAAAACGUACUUCUUUGCAUGACAAUUCCAUUUAUACAAGAAACAACAAUAAUAGUGUUACCAAUAAUAACAGUAACACUAAUGAAUCAUUUAAUUCAAGUCAAAAAUCAACAAAGAAACGAAGAUUAUUUAGUAUACAACAACAAUGUGGAUCACAUAGGUCUGAUGAUACACAUGAAAAUAUAUCCCACAAUUAUGACAAUCAUCCUCAUCAUCAUCGCCAACAACAACGCUUAGAACAACAAUUAUCUGAUGAUACUACGACAUCAGAUUAUAAUACUAGCACAACUAGUAAUAUUGGAACUGGGCAUCGUUCUAGUACAAAAAAUUGUAUACAAAAGUGUGAUUUCCAUGAAAAUAUACAACAAAAUCCAAAUGAAUUGAUACGUGCUACACGAGAAUUAAAGAAAAAACGUUUACGUUCUAAAGCGACUAAACUGGUUGUAUUAGUCACUACAUUAUGGGGUGUAUGUUGGCUACCAACACAUAUAAUUAAUUCAUGGUUCUUUUUUGAUGAAGCUAGUUUUCCAUUUGUACCAGCGAUGAAAAUAGCAAAACUAUUAUCACAAACAUUAUCAUUUGCUGCAUCAUGUGUAAAUCCUGUUGUGUAUAGUAUAUUGACUGGAUCAUUUAAAACAGCUUUGUCAAAUCGUUUACUACGUUUUAGAAAGCGUAAUAAACGAAAUGAUCAUACAAAAACUGAAAUAUUAUACAUUACUGAAUGA
Messenger RNA from Schistosoma curassoni, 1636 nucleotides. NCBI's taxonomy places the organism in Eukaryota, Metazoa, Platyhelminthes, Trematoda, Strigeidida, Schistosomatidae. The record is from the annotation of a GenBank genome assembly.